Messenger RNA from Penicillium taxi, 1821 nucleotides. RefSeq lists its product as uncharacterized. NCBI's taxonomy places the organism in Eukaryota, Fungi, Ascomycota, Eurotiomycetes, Eurotiales, Aspergillaceae. Gene Ontology annotation, biological process: amino acid transmembrane export from vacuole. Bases 1 to 1821 code for a protein of 606 amino acids. The transcript is spliced from 2 exons. The record is from RefSeq and is a predicted model, not a curated record.
AUGCUCUCCUCCAUACGAGCCGCAUUUGCGCCUACAAGGGGAGAAGGAGUUCAGCAACGGACCCCACGGUAUGCCGGUGAAGACACUACCCCGACAACCCACCGAGAGAUCCUCGGUUGGUAUGCCUACGGUAUCGCGGCCGAGGUAUUUGCCGUGUGCGGAGUAGGCUCAUUCCUGCCUUUGACCCUCGAGCAGGUAGCGCGUGAGCAUGGCACCCUACAAAUGAGCCACCUGCCCUGCUGGGGACCGCAGGCACCAACAAAUGGAACACAGGGCGCGGGCGAACAGUGUAUGGUUGGGCUCUUAGGUCAUCCAGUCAGCACUGCUAGCUUUGCGAUGUAUACGUUCUCGUUGGCGACGCUCAUCCAGGCGUUGACCUUGGUUUCGUUCAGCGCCUUGGCGGACUACGAGAACAACCGCAAAACCCUACUCCUAGCUUUCGGAUUCAUUGGCUCGGCUACAAGCAUGCUAUUCACUGUGGUCUUCCCUUCGGUAUUUAUACUGGGCUCGAUUUUGGUCGUCAUCGGAGUGACAUGUCUGGGCUCAUCGUUCGUGGUACUAAAUUCCUUCCUGCCAGUUUUGGUCGCCAAUGAUCCUUCAGUCAACACCGGCGGUACCAGCAAUGACGAUGGACAUGAACUUGGAGACAUGGAUAAUGAUGUGUCUGACUGGAAUGCCUGGGACGACGAUGAUAGCUUGACUGGCAUGAACGUUCCAGACCACGAAGUUUCUUCAGUGGAGGAGGGCGUGAAGGCUAAGAAUAAAGAAUCCUCUUCACCACAGCUGCAGCUGUCGACACAGCUGUCAACACGGAUAUCUUCCAAGGGCAUCGGGUUUGGCUACUGCGCCGCUGUUUUUGUUCAAAUUCUCAGUAUAACGCUGUUGAUCACACUCUCAAAGACCGCUCUCGCAAAGAAGUCUGCUUCGAUUCCAAUGCGGUUUGUGUUGCUCUUGGUCGGAAUGUGGUGGGCUGUAUUCACCUUUGUCUCUGGCCGCCUUCUGCGUGCUCGACCCGGCCCUCCACUUGAGACUUCCACGCAGGGUAUAUCCAAAUGGCGUGGUUACUUGCGACUUGUAGGCUUUGCGUGGAAGUCUCUAUGGCAGACCAUGAAAAUCGCCGUCAGGCUGCGUGAAGUGGUGAUUUUCCUAGUCGCGUGGUUCCUCCUGUCUGAUGCCGUCGCAACAGUAUCUGCCACAGCGAUCCUCUUCGCUCGUACUGAGCUGAAGAUGAGCACGCCCGCCAUCGCACUGUUGUCCAUUACAGCAACUGUUUCUGGUAUGGCGGGUGCGUUCCUGUGGCCACAUGUAUCCCGACGGUUCAAUUUGAAGUCCAACCAAACCAUCAUAGUUUGCAUCGCCUUAUUCGAGAUAAUACCGAUCUACGGCCUGCUAGCCUACAUCCCCUUUGUAAAAAACUGGGGUGUAAUAGGCUUACAAAAGAUGUGGGAGAUCUACCCACUCGCCAUAAUCCUUGGAAUUGUGUCAGGAGGUCUAGCUUCAUACUGCCGCUCCUUCUAUGGACUAUUGAUCCCUCCCGGCCACGAGGCCGCAUUUUACGCACUGUACGCGGCCACCGAUAAGGGUAGUUCCUUCAUCGGUCCAGCAGUGGUGGGUAUGCUCGCUGAUGCAACUGGCCAGAUCCGGUCUGGUUUUAUCUUCAUUGCCAUCGUCAUAGUGCUGCCUAUUCCAUUGGUUUGGAUGGUCAACGUUGAGAAGGGUCGUAGUGAGGCUAUUGCCAUGGCUGGUGACUUGGACCAGUCACAUGGAGGCCCGGCGGACAAUGCUGAAGAGGCUGAGGGCCUUUUGGCGCGUGGGGCAUAG